CUUCGUUCGUCCAAGCGUUAAUUUUGUGCAGAGAUUUUCUCCAACUUUAGGGGUGCUUUUCGUGAUGUAAAUUGCUCCAUGAAGUGACCUUUUCGCUCUCAAUGGUCCGCUUAUUACACCAUGGAACUACCAAAAGGUCAUCCCAGCCAUGAAAGGCCAUCGAUAUCCCAAGACUACCGUUAUCCUCCCCCAUCCACGCAUCACUUCUCACCCGGGCCCUCUCCAUCCUUUCACCACGCCUACACGGCCAGUUUGAUUGCGGCAGGUCACCCUGAACAGCACCAGCUGUCCCAACCGCCCAUGCUCCAGCAGCGGGAUGUGGUGACCAGGCUUCCACCGAGGAUCGAUGACAGAAGUGGUUACCAGCAACCGGACUCUCUGGCAGUCAUUCCUGGAAAUGUAGACCCAAUGGAUCAGCAGCGUCCAGAUGCCUUCAAGAAGCAAACCCUCACGACCAACCCUUACUUCUACCACCCCAACUUUGCGGUGAUGCCCUCUGUGGCCGCAGAAAACAACCACCUGCUCCAAGCCCCGCCCAAAGAGUGUCCACCAAACCUGGUCAUAGGGUCCGCAGUCGCAAUGGACGCUGCACCACGGGAGAACAGCCACGUGGUCAGCACCAUGGACAUGGCAUCAUCAACAUCCUCACCAAGUACUUGUACUUCGCUGCAGCCUCUGAACAACCCUGAGGCUUCCGUUGAGAGGACAACCGCUGCGGAUCCAGUGGCGCCGAAGGAUGCUGUCAUUGCUGGAUCUGUUACCAAGGAGCUUACUGAAGAAGAAAAGUAUCAGAUGUUGCGUAAGAAGUUUGCCCCAAAGCCCAAUUCCUUAAUCCAGACCUUACUGAAGAAAGGAGGCCCUCCCCCAGAUGGACUCAGCUAUGAUCAGUUCACCGAUGAUGCCAACGAUGUCCGGGUCAUUGCCGUGAAGCCUAUCGAGCCAGGACAGGUCUAUGGACCUUUGAAAGGGAGUGUGAAGACUCUGGACUGUCUUCAUAAUGUACAGGCAUGGGAGCUCUGCCUGGAUGGAAUGGUUGCUGCAUACAUGGCCCCUGCCCCGAGGAAGGAAUGGAUGGGGUUCGUCCGCAACGCUCGCUACCCCGAGGAAUGUAACCUGGAUGCUGGUCAGGUCUACGGACGGAUCUACUUCACCGUGAUCAAGAGGAUUCAACCGGGUGCUGAACUGAGGGUCUUCUAUAGUGAUACCUACAGAGAGAACUGUGGAUUCAUGUACGACCUUUCUGCUCUCAAUUAUGAUAAAGACACAGAGAGCUUCUCCUGUACCAUGUGUAAUGUGAAGACUGUCAACUCCAAGAGCAUGGUGAGACACUACAAGGUCACCCACCCUGAUGACGGCCUACAGGAAGAGAAGUCGGUGCCUUUGAAGGUGGCCGAGAGGCUGAAGCUGCUCAAUGCUCAGUGCAAGCUACCCCCGCAAUACGACGAGGACGACGAUGAGGAAGAAGAGGAGGAAACCAAGGAGGACGAUGCCAGAGCAGCAGAAAAGAAUUCUGAAGAAGAAGCACCGAAGACGUCAGUUCAGGGGAUGGCGGCAUCGAUGACAAAUUUACAGAGAGAUCAGAGUAAUCAUAAUGCAAAGAGAAAAAUGCAGGAUAACGGUGAAUCCCAGAGGUUCAUAUGUCCCACCUGCGGUAAGAACUUCCCCACCCAUGGCCGCUUGGUGGUGCAUGAGUCUUUCCAUACUACCAAUGACGCUAAGGACAAUGAUACAGAGAAUGAAACAGAUGACGAUGACGACAGUGUGACUGAGUACAUUGACCAUGGAAAUGGUAUUCAGUGUCCAAUCUGCGGUUUUACUUUCAAGGAUGUUGAUAAGUUCAAGGUCCACAAAAAGAAGCACAAGACUCACCGGUACAUGUGCGACCAGUGUGGGAACCUGUACACCAGGAGGACGUAUAUGUACCGCCAUCAGCGGGAGAACCAUGGAGCAGUACACGUACGAGCUAGACGUACUGUCAAUGUUUUUAUGCAAGGCACGUACACAUCAGCCAAAGCGCCCCAAGGAAGGGCGGGGUUACUGAGCAGCGGUGAUGAGUCAACUAAGAACGUGCCCAACCGUUGCAAGAUCUGCCACUAUGUAACCAUUUCGAACCAUAUGCUUAGAGAGCACUUGAUGCAGCAUCAAAACAGGCCGUAUGGAUGUGAAAAAUGUGGCCGAGUGUACAUGAGUAGGGGCAAACUGUACGAUCAUUUACGACGAAAGCAUGGAGCCACAAAGAUCCAUUAUCUGACCCCUCAGAGGAGACAGAGGAUUAUGAAAUACCUUAAAGAAAUGACUGUCCAGGUUCUCCGUUGCGGGGAAUGUGGAUUUUCCUGCCGUGAUCGGAAAUCCCUGGAAGUGCACAAACAGUCUCACAAGCUUGUCCAGAAGGUGGUUAGAAAGGUCAGUACCCCGGCUGAUUUGACCAACGCAGAGACUUGUGAAAUAUGUGGUUUUAAGACAGCGGAUGAAGAGUUCUUCACAGAACACAUCAACAAGCAUGUCGCUUUCCCAUUUGGGUGCAAGAAGUGUGGAAACACUUAUACGACUAAAAAGUCGCUUAUCAGGCAUCAUCAUGAGAAACAUGAGGAGCAAAUACUUGAUAAUAGGGAAUUGGACCAGAGUCUAGAUUUGAAGGCAAGACUGAUCCAUUCCAAGCACAAGGAUGCCUGUCCAGAAUGUGCCUUCUACACUCCGCAUAAGUCAGUUCUCAAGAAGCACAUAGCCAGGCACAAGGAAUUCCCCUACGGGUGCAUCGAGUGCGGGAAUGUAUACACACGCAACAGCACCUUACGUCGACACCAAAGAUCCAAACAUAUCCAUCUCUUCACAGGGGGCUUUGAGGGACCGGAAAAGAAGGAGAUUGGCGGGCUGCUACGGAAGAUGACUUCUCCCGAGGAACUCCAAAUCCAGGGUGACUCCUGUCCGCACUGUGGGUUCCGGACACCCGACAAGAACUUCCUGACUGACCACGUCCUCCUGCACCUGACCCAUCCCUGCGGUUGUAGGAUCUGUGGCAAUGUCUACACCCAGAAGAAGUUUGUGAUGAGACACAUGCAAGAGAAGCACCCUGAGGCCUACAGAGAGGACGUUGACGUUGCGCCCGUGACAGGCGACCAGGACAGCGCCUCGGACAGUGGAGGGGAGAGGGAUGGAAGCCUGGAUGAUGAUCGUAGUUCUGAAUCGGGGAAGGACGAUGGGUGGGAGCUCGAGGAAAUGGUAAAUGAUGAUUAUGGUAGGGAUGAUGAUGAGAUGGAUGGGGAAGGUGGAAUAGAUGAGGAUGAGAGAGAAGAAAAGAUGGAGGAUGGAGAAGAGGAUGAAGAAAUGGAAGGGGAGGAUUAUUCUGAUGAAAGUGAUGCUAGUGAAUAUGAUGAUGAUGAGGAUGAGGCGAGUAUUGGAAAUCAAGGUGAUCCCUGAUUUCUUUUACAUAUAACAUGUACAUGUAUAUAUAUAAUGGUACUUGCUCCCAUGAUACGCUGUAUUUUUUUAAAUAAUGGAUCAUAUCUUUGUUUUAAUACUCACGAUGUACUCCAUCACAAAACUUUCAGUUUAUUCCUCGAUCUUUGAUUUCCAAUGUAUACAAUUCACUUCAAUUUCAAAUGUUUAUAUCCUGCUUUUAUUGACGAAUUUAGAUUUAGAUUUGGAGUGUAUGGUGUUAUCAUGAGAAAUGAUGUUCAAACUAUUACAAUACUAACAAAGUUUAAACCUUUUGUUUGCACCUUCAAGGGCAAUUUUGAAAUUUUUAGUUCUUUAUCUAGUUUGGAAAACGUUUUCGCCUUUUAUUGUAAUAGAAGGGAAUGAAUGAAAGCUUUCAUUCAACUUUUGCAGAUUGGAAAUUGAAGGUUUGUGUCGUAUUGACUACCGGUAGUCCGGUACCUGCACUUUAUGUUUACAAACAUAAAUAUGUAUGUAGUAUUUUUAGCAUCUUGUUACAGUGGCAGCAAGACUGUAUUGCUGAUAUUAUGGGCAGUAUUGUAUAUCAGCAGCUGACUGAAGAAAGAGUUUCAUUUAGAUACAAGUCUUAAAGCCCAAAUACACAAAGGUUGUUUUGAAAACGGUUGCUUGCUUCCAUGGUUUAUGCACAUUUCCUGUAUGAAUAACGUUUUUUUACUGCUUACAUUAAAAGCAAUGUCCAAUGUUGACGAGUUAAUCACACUCUUUUCUUCAUGAGUCUACUCUUCAAAACAUUAGCAUCCUGCCUUUAAAUUUUCCCUUUUCCCUUUUCUAAAUCUCUUGGAUUAGGCAAACCUGUAUGUAUUUCUGGCUUGUAUAUAAUAGGUAGGUUUUGCUUUUACUACGGGGAAAACUUUCUACAACGCAUCGAUUCCUUUGAAAAUGCAAUUAGAAUCACAACGGAGAGCUGAGAGGCUUUUGUCGAAGUUGGUGGACUGGUCAGAAUUAUGUUCCGAAGAUUUGCACCGGACGAACAGUUGCAAAUAUGUCGUCGUCCAGAGUCGAGAUAUUCCGAUGCCGUCCCGGUCCACCAACUGUCGACAAAAGCCUCUCGGCUCUCCAUUGUGAUAUGGCUUGCAGUUUCAAAGGGAUCGGUGCGUUGUAGAGAGAGUUUCCCUGUAGUAAAUGUGAAUAGUCCGGAAUGUCAUAUUGUUUUGCGGAUUUGGAUAUGGAGCAUCGUGAAUCCUGAUGAAAAAACAUAAAUGCAUGUAUAUAUAUGUAUAGUAUGUGUAGGUAUAUUUUACAACUCGCCCAUCUAAAUCAUGCCAUUUUUGUAAUUGACUUUGCAUCUCAUUGGUUUAAAUAUGGUGCUAGAUGUUUUUUGUUCGUGUGUGUCAUUUGAGGAGAAUGAAGCCCUUGGAUCAUUCAUGGCUUGUAUGAAAACAGAAAAAUCUAAGAAUAAGAUCAAUGAAAGUUUGAGGAAAACCGAAUGAAUAAUAGGAUGGUUAUGAGGAUUUGAAUAUUGAGAUCGCUGUUAAUGCUAUGUAAAUCCUAAUAUGGAUAAUGCGACCAAAAUCUGUGACGUCACGCACGUAAAACUUUCCCAUUACUUCAGUACAUAUUUCUCUCAGAUAUCAUCUCUUGUAUUUAUACCAGGUAUAUAUUCCAUCGCAAAGUCAGGUUUGUUUUUUUUAUAAGGGGACAUGUGAUACAGGUUUCACAACAUUACAUUGUGGAUGAAUUGAUUGUGAUAUCAUUAGAGCAGAAAAAAAGAUGUUUGGGCGUGUGUUUUCACGGACCAAAAGGGGAGAGUUAUACAUUUGUUACAUUAAAGAUCUUUUUUGCAUUGCCAAAAAGAGGAUCUCCAUCAUGGAUAGCAUUUAAUAGUAUUGACUUUCAAAUGUUCAUAACUUUUGUUUGUCCAAUUUUACUUAAACUUUUAAAAAUCUUAUUCUUUGAUUUUUUUUCUGUUUUUACACAAGGAAACCUUCAAUUGUGUAAUUCUCCUUAAAUCUUAUGUACAUUGUCAAAAAUGUA
Lytechinus variegatus (green sea urchin) is the source of this 5430-nucleotide messenger RNA. Its product is annotated as zinc finger protein 836-like. Gene Ontology annotation, cellular component: chromosome. Gene Ontology annotation, molecular function: chromatin insulator sequence binding. The transcript is spliced from 5 exons. NCBI's taxonomy places the organism in Eukaryota, Metazoa, Echinodermata, Echinoidea, Temnopleuroida, Toxopneustidae. Bases 121 to 3417 code for a protein of 1098 amino acids. The record is from RefSeq and is a predicted model, not a curated record. Gene Ontology annotation, biological process: regulation of transcription by RNA polymerase II.